Molecule: messenger RNA, 1701 nt
Organism: Pipistrellus nathusii (Nathusius's pipistrelle)
Lineage: Eukaryota; Metazoa; Chordata; Mammalia; Chiroptera; Vespertilionidae
Source: the annotation of a GenBank genome assembly
AUGGACGCGGCCGGGAGCGUGGACCGGGCCGGGAGCGUGGACACGGCCGGGAGCGUGGACCGGGCCGGGAGCAUGGACGUGGCCGGGAGCGUGGACGGGGCCGGGAGCGUGGACGCGGCCGGGAGCGUGGACGCGGCCGGGAGCGUGAACGCGGCCGGGAGCGUGGACCGGGCCGCGGCGCGCAGCCCCCCGGAGGAGCCGGGCGGCCGGGGGCCCCGCGCCGGCGGCGGGGACGCGGAGAUCGUGGUGAACGUGGGCGGCGUGCGGCAGGUGCUGGACGGCGGCCUGCUGCGCCGCUACCCGGAGACGCGGCUGGCCGAGCUGCUGGGCUGCCUGGCCGGCGGCUACGACCGCAUCUUCUCGCUCUGCGACGACUACGACCCGGGCCGCCGCGAGUUCUACUUCGACCGCGACCCCGACGCCUUCCGCUGCGUGGCCGAGCUGUACCACCUGGGCGAGGUGCACAUCAAGAAGGGCCUCUGCCCCAUCUGCUUCAAGGGCGAGAUGGACUUCUGGAAGGUGGACCUCAAGUUCCUGGACCCGUGCUGCCGCGGCCACCUGCGCGAGAAGCGCGAGGAGCUGGAGGAGAUCGCGCGCCGCGUGCGCCUCCUGCUGGACGACCUGGGCCUGGACGCGGCGGCGGGGCCCGGGGGCGCGGGCCGCGGGCGCCGCUGGCAGCAGCGCGUCUGGCGCUUCCUGGAGAAGCCGGGCUCCUCGCGGCCGGCGCGCGCCGUGGCCGUGCUGUCCUUCCUGCUCAUCCUGCUGUCCUCCGUGGUGCUGUGCGCCGGCACCGUCCCCGAGCUGCAGGUGCCGGACGCGGGCGGCGGCCGCGUGGAGCACCCGGUGCUGGAGAGCGUGGAGACGGCCUGCAUCGGCUGGUUCACGCUCGAGUACCUGCUGCGCCUGCUCGCCUCGCCCGACAAGCUGCGCUUCGCGCUGUCCUUCAUGAACGUGGUGGACGUGCUGGCCAUCCUGCCCUUCUACGUGAGCCUCACGCUCACGCACCUGGGCGCGCGCGUCAUGGAGCUGGCCAAGGUGCAGCAGGCGGUGCAGGCGCUGCGCAUCCUGCGCGUGGCCCGCGUCUUCAAGCUGGCGCGCCACUCCUCCGGCCUGCAGACGCUCACCUACGCGCUCAAGCGCAGCUGCAAGGAGCUGGGCCUGCUGCUCAUGUACCUGGCCGUGGGCAUCUUCGUCUUCUCCGCCCUGGGCUACACCAUGGAGCAGGGCCACCCCGAGACGCUCUUCAAGAGCAUCCCGCAGUCCUUCUGGUGGGCCAUCAUCACCAUGACCACCGUGGGCUACGGCGACAUCUACCCCAAGACCACGCUGGGCAAGCUCAACGCCGCCAUCAGCUUCCUGUGCGGCGUCAUCGCCAUCGCCCUGCCCAUCCACCCCAUCAUCAACAACUUCGUGCGCUACUACAACAAGCAGCGGGUGCUGGAGACGGCCGCCAAGCACCAGCUGGAGCUCCUGGAGCUCACCGCGGGCGCCGGCCCCGGCGGGGGCGAGACCGAGGCCCUGGGCUCCCGCGGGGACCUGGACAGCCUCCCGCCGGAGCCCGCCGUGGCCGAGGCCGCCACCGCCGCCCCGGGCGCGGAGGGGGCCUGGGGCAGCCGGCUGCGGGGCUCCCACAGCGACACCGUCAUCCCCCUGCUGACCCAGGAGAAGCCGCACAGGACCCGGCUCCAGAGCUGCAAGUGA